Messenger RNA from Salvelinus namaycush (lake trout), 2314 nucleotides. Its product is annotated as interferon lambda receptor 1-like. Gene Ontology annotation, molecular function: protein binding. The transcript is spliced from 7 exons. Bases 1 to 1851 code for a protein of 616 amino acids. The record is from RefSeq and is a predicted model, not a curated record. NCBI's taxonomy places the organism in Eukaryota, Metazoa, Chordata, Actinopteri, Salmoniformes, Salmonidae.
AUGGUCAAAUAUCUCUUGAUUAUUUAUCUAUGGACGGCAGUUGUCUCACAUGGGUCCAGUAUAGGACGUCCUGAAGGAGUUCAUUUUAACUCUGUGAACCUGAGGAACAUUGCAAAGUGGCAUCCUGGGAAAGACACACCAAAUGACACACAUUACACAGUGGAGUAUGCAAUUUAUGGUGACAGAAUGGAUAGUGGGGCGACACAUGUGCGCUGGAGGGUGAAGAAGCAAUGCAGAGACAUCCCUCAGACCUGGUGUGAUCUAUCCAAUGAGACCACUGACCUGGAUGAAGGCUACUUUGCCAGAGUCAAGGCUGUGGGCACAAACCUAUCCUCCAAAUGGGCAUUCACGGAAAAGAGGUUUGACCCCAAAGCUGACACAACCUUUGGACCUCCACUUGUAAAACUUGUGAUGAAGGAGAAUAGUGUUACUGUCAAGCUGAAGGGUCCAAUGAGAUGGAAGACUGGAAACAUGACAAAAGAGUACUCCAUGUUGAAAAUAUACCCUCAGAUGACAUACAACCUCUCUGUGUACGACAACAGAAGCAGCAAAACGCAUCACUUCACUGUGGGAAACAGAUCCUUUGAAUAUGGGUUGCUUGCCUAUGAAACCCAGUAUUGUUUCUCUGCUAAUUCCCAGGUCCUAUCACUUCCUAUACCUUGGCAUGCAUCUGAAUGGCAGUGCCUAACAACCCCAAAGGAUCCUUUCUACGACCAGCUGCUACUGAUGCUGAUGGGAGCCGUUGUACCAUCAGUUAUCUGCCUUUUCAUGCUGAUCCUGGCCGGAUGCCUUGUCUACCACUCUGUUUGUGGUAAUAAACAGAAAAGUCCCCCUUUCCUGGAAAUAUUGGACAUUCAGAACCCACCGCAGACUUUCUGUCCUGAGCAUACUGUGACAGUGAAUGUGGUACUGGUCAACAUUGCCAAGCCCAUGGAGUUGAUGGCCAUAAAGCCUAACAACAUCCCUGCCCUGAUCCACCAAACAGAGCAGGAGCUCGUACUACCCUCCUCUGCCCAGCAAGCCCCUGGCAUAGAGCCUCCAAAGGAGGGAUCAUGCAAAGAUGAGUUCGGUGAGGCCCAACCAGAGCCUCUAGACUACGGCUUCGUUGGAGCGGCCCCAGAGAUGCCGGAAGUAAGGGAAAGUGAGGCAUCUGACAGUGAGAAAACCCUGCCCCUGCGUCUCAGCCAGGUCAACCCAUACAUAGCACAGAGAUGUGCACCAGGUUCACAGGAGCCUGUGGAGAAUGUUUUGACUGGGAUCUGUUUAGACAUGGACCCCAAGACAGGGCUCUUUAGAAUGCCACUGCUGUCUGAUAUAAAGCUGGGGGUGGAGAGCACAAGUUACAAAGAGCCUGAUCAGGUGGGUCCCUACGCACUACAGCACUUCUCUGUCAGAGAGACCACUGAGGUGGACCUGUGGGGAGACAAAACUGAAGAGCCCAAAAGUUACCCCUCAGACUACGGCUUCGUGGGAGCAGCCCCAAAGCAGCAGAUGGUGACAACAAAGUACCAGACGCGGUCUAACAGAAGGGAUAAUCAGCCCCUGCUGCUAGCCCAGGUCAACCUGUACAGAAGCCAGAGGCAAGCUCUGUUUCCACAGGAGUCUGAGGAAGAGGAUGGAUUAGGUGGUGGUAACUGUGUUGACUGGAGCCCUACAACAGGGAUCCUCCAGAUGCCUUUGCUCUCCAAGCCUAUUCCAGAAGUGGAGGUAGCGAGAAAGGACAGGGAGUCAGAGCAGUUGGAGAUCCUACCCAGUGUGUUAGUGAGGCAAUCCUCAGAGGAGAGUGAGGGUGAGAGUGACCUGACUAAACUACAGAAUGUCUGGAGUCUACAGAUCAACAUGGAGGACUAACCUAUUAGACAGUUAACCUAUUGGACACUUAACCUGAUAGACAGUUAACCUAUUGGACACACAUUAUUACAGCAAAAAAGUUUGUUUACCGUAUGUGGAAGAAUAAUUCAGAUUGCUGUAUGUACCAAUUGAUUCAGUUGCCAAAUCAAAUGAAGGACAUAUUUUUAACUAAUCCAAAAUGCUUUGUAAAUGCUUCAGCAAUGUGAUUGUAGCGAACUUAUUUUUGAGGAGGUUUUGUUUACUUUGUACCUUUUUAUCCAUACUUUUCUACUAACUUAUCACGAUUGAUGUAUUGCCAGAUAGCUUUUUUGUGUACAAUUGAAUACAAAGUUUAUAUGAAGGAACAUGCAAUGCCACUUUACCUCAUGAUGAUUAACAAGCAGGAGGAGUGUGGCUGUAAAGGUUUCUAACCACACACUAAACUUCAAAGCUUACUGUCAACCUGCAGAGAACAAUAUGUCCU